CUCUGCUGCACACAGAUCACUCACACUCUCGCACCACACAGAUCGAUCGAUAGAAAUACAAAGAGAGAGAGGAGAGAGAGAGAGGGGAGGAGAUAGAGAGAGAUCGAAUUAAUGGGGAGGAGAGCUUGCUGCGCAAAGGAAGGUAUGAAGAGAGGGGCGUGGACGAGCAAGGAAGACAACAUGCUGGCGUCGUACAUCAAGGCCCAUGGGGAGGGGAAGUGGAGGGAGGUGCCCCAGCGAGCUGGCCUGCGGCGGUGCGGCAAGAGCUGCCGGCUGCGGUGGCUCAACUACCUCCGCCCGAACAUCAAGCGCGGCAACAUCUCCGACGACGAGGAGGAGCUCAUCGUCAGGCUCCACACCCUCCUCGGCAACAGGUGGUCUCUCAUUGCAGGCAGGCUGCCGGGCCGAACAGACAAUGAAAUCAAGAACUACUGGAACAGCACGCUCAGCCGGAAGGUCGGAUCCGCCGCCGCCGGCGUCGGUGGCAGCACCCGCGGCAGCGGCACGGCGGACAGCGCCGGGGCCAGAGCGACGGACGCGGCGUCGUCCAGCUCCGUCGUCCCGGGCCAGCAGCAGGCCGCCGCUUCCGGCGCGGACACCGACAACGCGACGGCGACGACGACGACGACCACCGUGUGGGCACCCAAGGCCGUGCGGUGCACCCGCGGCUUCUUCUUCCACCGGGAAACGUUAACGGCGCCGACCCCGCCGCUCGCCGAGGCGGCGCCGACCGGGGAAGGAGACGGAGACGGAGACGGAGACGGAGAUGACUGCAGCGGGAGCAGCUCGGUGGCGACGACGACGUCGAGUACGUUCCCAGCGGUCGAGCCGUGCUCCAUCUACGCCGGCGACGACUGGAUGGACGACGUGAGAGCCUUGGCGUCGUUUCUUGACUCCGACGACGCCUGGAACUUGUGUGCGUGACAUUGGUCUACUAUACGUACGUACAUACGUACGUGUACGCAUGUUUACGUACGUCUCACGAAGGAAUAUAUAUACAAAGUGCUCGAUCGUACGGUAUUGUGGGUAUGCAUCAACACUUUUCUCAAGGAAAAAAUUGCACGAACCUAUAACGGUGUAUUUUAAUUUCACAAGAAAAAAUGAGGUGUCUCUGACUCCUGCAAUCGCACGCCUAUGAUCAUGUUGGUGUAUUUUAAUUUAUAUACAAAGUCUAACUAUAAAGUCAAGCUAUAAGUAAAUCUUGGAUAUAACAAAGGGGCUGCUAUAAUUACAUGAUCCUCCUUUAAAAUAGAACGAUUUUUAUGAGGUACCAAAUACGAUAUCUUAGUGAUAUCGAAUAUGAUACUGCGAUACUAGUUGAUAAUAAGAUCGUACCAUGUAAUAUUUGAUU
Messenger RNA from Oryza brachyantha (malo sina), 1351 nucleotides. RefSeq names its product anthocyanin regulatory C1 protein-like. Lineage: Eukaryota; Viridiplantae; Streptophyta; Magnoliopsida; Poales; Poaceae. The coding region runs from base 112 to 924 and encodes 270 amino acids. The transcript is spliced from 2 exons. The record is from RefSeq and is a predicted model, not a curated record.